AUGGUGCGUGAGCGUGUCAACUCCAUCCGACCUGGGAUAAUCGGAGGAAGCCCUCACCCCAUAGACGGGACAAUCAUUUUUCCACCAGCAGACCCCACACGGAUAUUACGUCCGCACCGCGACGCCCUCAUUCUAUCCUUAGGGAUAGACAAAUUCGAUGUAAGACGCAUCUUAGUUGACCCAGGCAGCUCAGCUGAUCUGGUACAAGCAUCAGUCAUAAGCCACAUGGGGCACAAUUUAGUCGGUCUCGAAAACCCUGGGAGAAUCAUGUUCGGAUUCAACGGGGCAUCAACCAUUUCCUUAGGAGAUAUUGUGCUACCAGUUCAAGCUGGCCCAGUCACUCUUAAUGUCCUAUUUUCAGUGGUACAAGAUUUGUCACCCUUCAAUAUUAUCUUGGGGCGCACAUGGCUGCACUGCAUGAAAGCCAUCCCCUCCACAUAUCAUCAGAUGGUAAGCUUUCUUACUGAGGGUGGGCAAAUCAACCUGUACGGCAGCCAGCUAGCUGCUCGCCAAUGCUACCAGAUAGCAAGAGAACCAGGGACCAGUCAGGAGAAUGAACCUCUCCCUGAGUCCACACACGCACUUGACCAAUAG
Molecule: messenger RNA, 594 nt
Organism: Vitis riparia (riverbank grape)
Lineage: Eukaryota; Viridiplantae; Streptophyta; Magnoliopsida; Vitales; Vitaceae
Exons: 1
Coding region: 1-594 (197 amino acids)
Source: RefSeq, a predicted model, not a curated record